UCUAAAGACCAUUCAACUGAGGGUUUCUCAGCGUGUCCAGAAACACAAAGCUGUGGAGGGGCAGAAGCUCACUGUCCGGUGUCCGUACAGCGCACGGGACUACGGCAGACAGGGGAAAGCCUGGUGCCGAUACAUGGACGAGGGAAACUGCAAUAUCUUGGUCAGAACGUACACCAGCUAUCGGCGUUAUCGACAUCGAGGCCAGGCUGAAAGAACCACAUUACACGACAACGCUCAAAACGGGACUGUGACCAUCACCGUGGAAAAGCUACAAGCAGAUGAUUCUGGUGUCUACUGGUGCGCACUUUAUGUCUCUCCUCACCUUUACCGACUAGCUGAAGUUCAAUUGGCUGUUUCCAAGGCUCCAACUACAACCAUGAGUCUCACAACACCCAUUGUCAUUACUAGCCCAGAAGCCAGCACACCAAGCAGCAGGCUUCCCUUAGGUGAUACCCCCUUCACCAUCUUCGGUGUGGUCCUGGGAGUCCUCCUUGCCCUGGCACUCAUCAGCUCAAUAAUACUGUACAUCAGGCAGCGGAAGAAGACAGGAAAAGGUGGUGAACAAGCUGAAGGCAUCUAUGACAAACCGGGGAAUCCCACAGUGCUGCAGGAUGUUGGCAAAACAGAAGAUCCCAAGGAUGACAGAGAGGGGACAUCCCAAGACCCAAAAUAUGCUAUGUUGAACUUUAAACCCCAAACCAGCCCAAAUGAAUCCAUCUACGCCAACGUUGAGCCAAGUCAGGCUCCAAUUACACGCAACAAUUUUCCUACGGAGCCUGUGGAAUAUGCCACCAUUGCGUUAAAGCCAUUACCAUCAGGUUCCAAAGAAUGAGCGCGCCCUGAAUUACCCAUUCUUCCCAGGGUAUAAAAAACUGAACUGGACUAAUGCUGGAGAUGGAUUGUAUCUGUGUAACUACACACAGGGAACAGAGUUAAGUCAUUGCUAUAAUUCAGGGGCGGGCAAUUAUUUUGGCCAGAGAGCCGCUUGCUGAGUUUUGGCAAGCCAUCGAGGGCCACAUGACAG
Messenger RNA from Gavialis gangeticus (Gharial), 1024 nucleotides. RefSeq lists its product as uncharacterized. Gene Ontology annotation, molecular function: signaling receptor activity. The record is from RefSeq and is a predicted model, not a curated record. Lineage: Eukaryota; Metazoa; Chordata; Crocodylia; Gavialidae. The transcript is spliced from 6 exons. The coding region runs from base 134 to 832 and encodes 232 amino acids. Gene Ontology annotation, cellular component: cell surface.